AUGCAGAUUAAACAAAAAAAAUAUAAAGUUCAAUAUGAAUACGUUAGCAAAGAUAAUUUCAAUGAAAAGAAAAAAUAUGUAAUAUUAGAUCCUUCAAAAAAUCAUUCAAUAAUUUCAUUAAAUCGAUUAAAGAAUGAUGGUAUUGAUACGAAUAAAAUUUCAUUUAAACCAGUUUAUUUAACUCAAGAUGUGAAAAUUUUAACUAAAUUAGAAUUAAAUCUUUUAAUUGGUAAAGAAAAAAUUGAGAAAAAGAUAUCAAUUAUGAUCUCAGAAGAAUUGAAUGAUCAAUUUUAUUUAGGAAAUGAUUUUUUAUCAUCUUAUUCAAUAAGUGAAAAUGAUAAUACAAUAAGAUAUAAUUUAAUUCAAAUAGGUCAAGAAAUAGAAAUAGAAGAAAUUCUUGACGAAAAUGAUGAUAUUUUUGGAGAAGAAAUUCAAGAUAUUAUGAAUGAAAAUGAUAUUAUCAACGAAGAAAAUAUUCCUAUCAGAAAUCAACAGCUUAAAUUAAAUUUUAAAAAUAUUUUUUUUAUUAUUAUUUCUUUAAUUAUUGCCAUGUUUGCAGUCAAAUAUCAAUAUAUGUUGAAUUUUAAAUCACCAGCCACGGAUUUGUCAUCUACAGAUUUAUCACUUGAACAAUUUGAAUUUAAUUUUGACGAAUCAGAGAAAUUAGAGGAAAUAGAACAAGAAAGCAAUUCAUUUGAAAUAUUACCUGUAGAAUGUUUUAAUACUAUCUGUGACUGUCCAGAGUCAAAGGAGGAAACAAAGAAGAAAAAUAUUAAGAAAAAAUCAACGAAGAGACCAACGAAACAAUCAACGAAACAAUCAACGAAACAAUCAGAGAAGAAACUAACGAAGCAAUCAACGAAGAGACCAACGAAACAAUCAACGAAACAAUCAGAGAAGAAACCAACGAAGCAAUCAACGAAGAGAUCAACGAAACAAUCAAAGAAACCAACGAAGAGAUCAACGAAGCGAUCAAUUAAGAGAUCAAUGAAGAAUAAAUCAAAGAAACAGGGGAGAAUUUCGCAAAUCAUGAGAAAAUUUAUUCGAUAUAUGUGA
Molecule: messenger RNA, 1056 nt
Organism: Rhizophagus irregularis DAOM 181602=DAOM 197198
Lineage: Eukaryota; Fungi; Glomeromycota; Glomeromycetes; Glomerales; Glomeraceae
Source: RefSeq, a predicted model, not a curated record